GCGCCGCCAUUUUGGGUUGUGUGGGUUGUCUGGACGUUCGCAGUGCUUUCACCUAGGUGCUUAUAGCGGCCUCCCUCCGGGCCGUUCCGCACAUCACAGGUCACGGCACGCGUCCGGGUGUCAGGUUGGAGCUGGGAAGCGUCCCUGGGGGUAGCGGCGGCGGGGGCAGGAUGAGCGCGGAGGCGGCGGACCGGGAGGCGGCCACCUCCAGCCGGCCCUGCACCCCGCCGCAGACCUGCUGGUUCGAGUUCCUGCUGGAGGAGUCGCUGUUGGAGAAACAUCUGCGCAAGCCCUGCCCGGAUCCUGCACCAGUUCAACUUAUUGUUCAGUUUUUGGAACAGGCUUCCAAACCUUCAGUUAAUGAACAAAACCAGGUUCAGCCUCCACCUGAUAACAAGAGAAAUCGUAUUUUAAAGCUGCUUGCUCUUAAAGUUGCUGCACAUUUGAAGUGGGACUUAGACAUAUUAGAGAAAAGUUUGUCUGUUCCAGUGCUGAAUAUGCUGCUGAACGAACUCCUCUGCAUCAGCAGAGUUCCUCCUGGGACAAAGCACGUAGACAUGGAUCUGGCCACUUUACCUCCAACCACCGCCAUGGCUAUCCUUCUCUACAACAGAUGGGCAAUUAGGACAAUUGUUCAAAGUAGUUUUCCUGUCAAACAGGCGAAACCGGGACCCCCUCAGUUAAGUGUUAUGAAUCAGAUGCAGCAGGAAAAAGAAUUAACAGAAAAUAUUUUGAAAGUGCUGAAAGAACAAGCUGCUGAUUCUAUUUUGGUACUAGAGGCGGCCCUUAAAUUAAACAAGGAUCUUUAUGUCCACACCAUGAGAACUCUAGAUUUAUUGGCCAUGGAGCCAGGCAUGGUAAAUGGGGAAACUGAGAGUUCUACUGCUGGAUUGAAAAUCAAAACUGAGGAAAUGCAGUGCCAGGUGUGUUACGAUUUGGGUGCAGUAUACUUCCAGCAAGGCUCUACAAAUUCAGCUGUCUAUGAAAAUGCCAGAGAAAAAUUUUUUAGAACCAAAGAACUAAUUGCAGAGAUAGGUUCAUUAUCUCUUCAUUGUACCAUAGAUGAGAAGCGGUUAGCUGGCUAUUGUCAAGCAUGUGAUGUUCUUGUACCUUCUUCUGACAGUACAUCUCAUCAGUUGACUCCAUAUAGUCAAGUCCAUAUUUGUUUGAGAUCUGGAAACUAUCAGGAAGUAAUAAAGAUUUUCACUGAAGAUAACUUAACCUUUAGUUUACCUGUCCAGUUCCGACAGUCAGUGCUGAGAGAACUGUCUCAGAAAGCUCAACAGGGAAAUGAAGCUCUAGAUGAAAUCUGUUUUAAGGUCUGUGCCUGUAACACAGUCCGGGAUAUACUGGAAGGUAGAACAAUUAGUGUUCAAUUUAACCAGCUAUUUCUUAGAUCUAAUAAAGAGAAAAUAGACUUUCUUCUUGAGGUAUGUUCAAGAUCAAUAAAUUUAGAAAAAUCUUCAGAUUUGUUGAAAGGAAACAUGGCUGCUUUUCUGAAGAAUGUUUGUCUGGGGUUGGAAGAUCUGCAGCAUGUUUUCAUGAUUUCUUCACAUGAGCUUUUCAUUACAUUGUUGAAAGAUGAAGAACGAAAGCUACUUGUUGAUCAGAUGAGGAAGAGAUCCCCUAGAGUAAAUCUGUGCAUUAAGCCUGUAACUUCAUUUUAUGAUAUCCCAGCUUCAGCAAGUGUCAAUAUCGGCCAGUUGGAGCACCAGCUUAUAUUAUCAGUGGAUCCCUGGAGGAUUCGACAGAUUUUAAUUGAAUUACAUGGUAUGACUUCAGACCGCCAAUUCUGGACGGUGUCUAAUAAGUGGGAAGUACCUUCUGUUUAUAGUGGUGUUAUCCUGGGAAUUAAAGACAAUUUAACAAGAGAUUUGGUUUAUAUUCUCAUGGCAAAAGGUUUGCACUGCAGUACUGUUAAGGACUUUGCCCAUGCUAAACAGCUAUUUGCUGCUUGUUUGGAGUUGGUGACAGAGUUUUCACCAAAACUUCGUCAGGUCAUGCUGAACGAGAUGCUGCUUUUGGAUAUUCAUACAUAUGAAGCUGGAACAGGACAAUCAGGAGAGAGACCUCCUUCCGACCUUAUAAGUAGGGUUCGGGGAUAUCUGGAAAUGAGACUUCCUGAUAUUCCUCUUCGUCAGGUUAUAGCUGAGGAGUGUGUUGCUUUUAUGUUAAAUUGGAGGGAAAAUGAAUACCUUACACUGCAAGUUCCUGCAUUUCUGCUUCAGAGUAAUCCGUAUGUAAAGCUUGGACAGCUUUUGGCAGCUACCUGCAAAGAACUUCCAGGCCCUAAAGAAAGUAGACGGACUGCUAAAGACCUUUGGGAAGUUGUCGUUCAGAUCUGUAGUGUGUCCAGUCAGCACAAACGAGGAAAUGAUGGCAGAGUUAGUUUAAUAAAGCAGAGAGAAUCUACACUAGGUAUAAUGUAUCGGAGUGAACUGCUUUCUUUUAUUAAAAAAUUACGGGAACCAUUGGUUUUGACUAUCAUCUUAUCACUUUUUGUGAAACUCCACAAUGUUCGGGAGGACAUUGUGAAUGAUAUUACAGCUGAACACAUUUCUAUUUGGCCAUCCUCCAUUCCCAACCUCCAGUCAGUGGACUUUGAAGCUGUGGCAAUCACAGUGAAAGAGCUGGUUCGGUAUGCACUCAGUAUAAAUCCAAACAACCAUUCCUGGUUAAUUAUUCAGGCCGACAUUUAUUUCGCGACAAAUCAGUAUUCGGCAGCUCUUCACUAUUACCUCCAGGCAGGAGCUGUGUGUUCUGAUUUCUUUAAUAAGGCUGUGCCCCCUGAUGUUUAUACAGACCAGGUGAUAAAACGAAUGAUAAAGUGUUGUUCUUUGCUGAAUUGCCACACACAGGUGGCAAUUUUAUGUCAGUUCCUCAGAGAAAUAGACUACAAAACAGCCUUUAAAUCACUGCAGGAACAAAACAGUCAUGAUGCUAUGGACUCCUACUAUGACUACAUAUGGGAUGUUACCAUUUUGGAAUACUUGACUUAUCUUCAUCAUAAAAGAGGAGAAACAGAUAAAAGACAGAUUGCGAUCAAAGCCAUUGGCCAGACAGAAUUGAAUGCAAGCAAUCCAGAAGAAGUGUUACAGCUGGCAGCACAGAGAAGAAAAAAAAAGUUUCUCCAAGCAAUGGCAAAACUUUACUUUUAAGCAGUUAAAAAUUUUAAACUUUUAUUUUUUUUUAAACAAUGGUCUAAAAAGAAACAGUAUUAAAAGAUUAAGUUUCUAUAAUACAUAUGUACACAUUUAGUGGUGUUUUCUUUUCAGACAAAAUACUGAAACAAAUAUUAGUUUAAAAAAAAAAACUAUACAGAAGACUUCAUACUUAAUAGCUUAAAUUUAUAACUUCUCCAAAAGAAGAAAAGAUUCACAUGUCUAUUAAUAAACUAGUAUAAUUUUUUUCUAAUUCUACCUGUGAGGCUGAAAUUCAUAAAAAACAAACCUAAUUUAAGAUAUGCAGAAGUAGCUAGUUUAUUAUAGCAAGUUCUUAUGUCAAGUUUUUUUUUUUUUAAAGUAAUAAAUAGAUUUCUAAGAGUCAGUAUACAUUUAAUACUCUUCUGCCUUAAGAAAAUAAAAGUUUAGGUCAAGUGUUAAGCUUUUUUCACUUUGACACUGUCCUUAUCUCAUAAUGUAGAUUUUUUUUUAAGGGCCUUAACAAUUUUGGGAACAUAAAUAAAGCCACAGUCACACUAAAUUAAAAAUCCUUAGGGACAUCUUAGAGUAAUAAAGUGACUUUUUCAUAUAAAUAGUUUUAAAAGGUACUUAAGUUUUUCACCCAAAUUGUGGUAUACAAAAAGGUUAUCAUAAAGCAACCUGUCAAAGCCCCAAGUAGGAGCCACAUUUAUCUUGUUUAUGAUUUCUUUGGUACUCCCACUGUUUAGAGCAGUUUCAACACCAUGUUCAUUUAAGCCUUUCUUAUUGUUAAAAAAUACAUUAUGGCAAGGCAAAUAAACUAGUUAAAAAACAGAUUAAAGUUUACCAUUUGUAAAAAUUCAAGUUUUAUAACAGCUUGCUACAGCAGCUGUAGAUAAAUUAUAGUUUACCUUGUUACAUAACUAAACCUUUGUAAACAAGUUUAAAUCUUAUUUUUAAGAACCAAAUUGCACUAGUCAAGAGUGCAUGAAUUUUGAGAAUCUAAAAGCUAGAUUCAAAGUACUAUAUUCACUUAAUGUACCCUUUAAGGUAGCACUUACCUAGUCCAAUACCCCAAUAAUAAAAUUCCUAGUUUAUCAAAAUAAACAUAGUAACACUGGAUCCAAGAAAAAUGUUGCUGUGGUAUAAAUCGCAGCUGGCUUCUAUCCAGUCACCUUGGGAAUGAAGUCAUCUCUGUAAACAAGUCCUGCUGUUUCUUUAAUGGCUAACAUAGGGAAUAAUUCCUUGGUACCAAUUCUGAGUGGCCUUUUAACCAAAGAACAGCAGUGUAACUUCUGGAUCGGCUAGGACAGUCACAGCAGUAUUUUGGUGUAAGACUUUAGUAGUUCAUUUGUAUGAAGUUCUACCAUAUACUUGGUCAAUUUCCACUUUUCUGCUUAGUAACUUUUUUAGUGUUUUCCUGGUGGUUUUUCGGUGCUCUUCGGCGGUGUCAUGAUGCCUCCAUUGCACACUGGUGACAGCUGUCCCCCUUUUCUGAAGUUGUUUAUAUAAUUUACUUCAUCCUACACAUAUGAAGAAAUCGUGCAGAUUUAGAGCUAAGAUAAAGCACUGAUACAGUUAAAGUCAAGCCAGAUACCUGGGUAUUUACUUGAGAACACUCAGACCUAAUAUAAUUUUCUCUUGUGUCUGUGUAACUGAAUGGUCAAACUGUCAAAGUUUCCGACAGUUUGAACUGCCUGUAACUAUAUAUAUAUAUAUUUUUUUUUUUUUUUUACUCUUACAUGGACUAUUGGCAUUGAUUUUGAGACAAUUCAUAAGUCUUGCUUUGACUUCUAAUUUUUCUAAAUUGUGAAUUCAGUAUGGAUUUCACAGAAUAGUAUAUUCUGUCUCCUUGCCAUUUUAUAUAACUGCCUGAAGUAUUAUUCCAUAGCAGCUUUUCUAUCAGUUUCUAUGACUUACUAAAUAAUAAGACCAAAAAAAAAACAACAAAAAACAUACCAACAUAACUAGAUAAUUUGAAUGUGUCUGGAUGUUGUGUCUAUCUUCCACAGGAACCUUCUUAAAAGCCUUCAGCUUCACUGGACUAGUACCUUUUAUUACAUUGACAAAAGGCACCAUCCAGUCUACACAUUCAGAAAUGUUGUCCCAUUCCAAACCUAGAUAGAGAAAAGUUAGAAAAAAUGUGAUGGUUACAUCAGAAACUAACUUAUGACUAAUAUACUGCUUCUCAAUUUUAAGAUCGUUAUUUUAAAGCUCAUUUUUAAAAGAAAAAAAAUCACAAAGUUUAGUAAAUCAAAACAAAUUAUCACUUUCAGACUGUUUAUGAUGACUAUUUUGAAGGGGGAGGGGACUUCAGAGUUUAACUAGAAAUUUCUACAUAUGAAGUUGUCAAUCUCAAGUCAGGAAAAUAGUGAAUCAUGUCAGUUCACUUUAAAUGUCUUUAAGUUCCAUUUGACCUCAUUUUUUUGCUUUUGGGUAUAAACUGAAGAUUAGAAAGUACUUCUAACAGAAAGGAAGGUAACACUGCUGCUGAAGUGUUUAUGCUAAAGUUCAUAAAUUGAUAGUCCUUUUAAAAGUUGUGAACAGGUGAGACAAUAAUAGGAUAUAGAGUUUUACCUGAGGCUUUCUUAACCACUUCAAUAGAGGUAAAAUGGCACAAGGCAGCAGCAGCCAAUACUCUGUACUGGAACUCUAAUGAAUCGAUGGCUAGAAUACACAGAUCUAAAAGCUAACAAAGGAAAAGCAAAAUUACAAGUAAUUCAGGAAGAGAAGGCUGAGGACUACAUGAUCCUACUAAACAUCAGUAAAGAAAAGCUCUAGGGAUCUAAAGACAAAUAACCCACCACCCUGAAGGAACUCAAGUCUUGGGAUUGUGGGUCAGGGAGCGAACGGACAAAAAAUGUUAGGGUGCCGCGUGAUGUGUACUGGUAGGAAGAGCAUCUAAUCCCAACUGCAGAAGACAAGGCUUAUGAUGCCUUAAAUGAGUGUUAAAGACAAAGCAGCUGGGAAGACUGGGAGGUAGAGAAGGUUCUGGAUAUGAGAAACAGCAUUUGCAAAGUGAAAAAGCUUUGCUUUUCCUUGAAACUGAAGUAGCUCAGAACUAAGUUAAAAAGUAUGAAAUAAACAAGUAUAUUUUCUUCAUUCCUUACUACUACUACUAAUUAAAAAAAAAAAACCUGGAGAGAGGCAUGUGGCCUAGACUAGACCAUAAAAAGGGGCUGUCAAUAUUAAGAACUGUAGGCUGAUUGAAUCUACUGGAGGAUUUUAAGGAAAGUUUUACGAGUGAACGGAUUCUGACAUAUUAGCGUUCAUAAUAUGCUGACUAGAUUUAAAACACAAAUUUCAACCUUGGUUACUUAAUACCCCAAAGGUACCACAUUCCUUAAAUUCCCUAUGCCGAUUUUCUUCACUUUCACAAAAUGGCAGCCUAAAGACACAUGAGUAGGCAAGAAAGAAUGGAUCCCUCUCUAACUGGUCAUUUUGUUAGAAAGUUUGUUAUAGUCUGGCCUAGAAAAGUUUAUUUGAACUUAAGUUUUAAAAAAAAAAAAAAAAUCCUGCAACAAAA
Molecule: messenger RNA, 6666 nt
Organism: Loxodonta africana (African savanna elephant)
Lineage: Eukaryota; Metazoa; Chordata; Mammalia; Proboscidea; Elephantidae
Gene: INTS8
Product: integrator complex subunit 8
Exons: 27
Coding region: 171-3158 (995 amino acids)
Biological process (GO): snRNA 3'-end processing
Cellular component (GO): integrator complex
Molecular function (GO): protein binding
Source: RefSeq, a predicted model, not a curated record